This is a messenger RNA of Linepithema humile (Argentine ant), 1690 nucleotides long. Its product is annotated as transmembrane protein 267. Lineage: Eukaryota; Metazoa; Arthropoda; Insecta; Hymenoptera; Formicidae. The record is from RefSeq and is a predicted model, not a curated record.
UGCUACGCAGCGAGUGUAAUCAAAAUGGCGGACAACCACUAGCAGUGUUUAGUUUGUAAUCAUUGUGCUUGAAAGUCAAUUGCAAAACGUGGUAGUAUUACAAUCGUAUACGAAUGUUGAUAAUCACCGACGGUCUUCCGACAAACAGCGCGCGAUGUGGUGCGGCGGAUGCGAGGUUUGGACACGCACGCUUCUGACGUGCGCGAUCGGCGCUUGUUCAAUUCUCGGUGACUACGGGUUGAGAUACGGCAAGAGCGAGUCGGAACGCGCGAUAUUUGACAAUGCGACGCAUGCGACGGUAGGCGGUCUAACAUGGAUGCUAAUUGUUGUUUUGUCGCGAAAGCCAUUCGUACGUAAUCUGAACAGUAUAUUCUCCUGCUUCCUGCUGGCGUCGCUCGUUGACGUGGAUCACUUUAUCGCGGCGCGCAGUUGGCACAUCCAUGAUGCCACGCAUUUGCAAAAACGUCCGUUCUUACAUUGCACCACGGUUCCUAUUCUGCUAUGGAUAUUUUUCAUUUCACUCUCCAGUGUUUUCCAUUCUCCUAUGCUGGAACAUACUUCCUGGGUGAUACUGGCCGCUUUUCUGAGUCAUCAUAUACGUGACGGUACGAGAAGAAGAGGUCUAUGGUUCUGUCCCUUUGGAUCUACCCGUCCUAUUCCCUACUACCUAUACGUGAGUCUUUGUAUGUCCCUUCCUUAUAUAUUACAUUGGUUCAUGAACCAGCAUACAUUUGCGCAGAAGAGUGACAGCGAUAUAACUGUCAUCGAUAUAUGAAAUUUGUUUUAUAAUGUGCAAUACUGUGUACAAACUGUCCAUCCAAUCUGAUAUUUUUUUUUAAACGAGAAUUAUAAAUGACUACUGUUGCAAACUAAAAACAGUGCCAUAUUAAUACUACAAUAAUCAAAAUUUUUAUAUUUUUUGUAUGUUUAUAUGAAAGAUGACAUAGGGAUCAGUAAAAAUUAAGUUUUCUUAGAGAAAAAGAUAUUACAAUUACAAAUAUUGAUAUUUGCUUUAGUAAAAUUUUAGAUUUAAUUAAAUUGAUAUUUAAUAUAUUGAAAGUUAUAAAAAAAUUACAGUAAAAACUUAUUUCUUUAAUUUUGAUUUCUAAGAAUUCUAAAUUACAUUUUUCAUAAUUCAAACAAUACAUGAGAAAUGUAAUAUGUACAAAAUGUGUAAUAUAAUUUUUACACAAUUUAUAGAUAUAUCUUUAAGACAUAAUCGCAUAAUUUAAUGACAUCACUACUUAUUAUCUCCUAUAGACAGCAUAAGUUAAAUACGGUUGAUGGUCAACAUAAAUUAAAUAUGGUUGACAAUGUUUAUAACGUGACAACAACGAUGUUGUAUCGUUGUGCGCGUAAUGCGAAAGGGAAAAUCUGAAUGAAAUUUUUGUAAGUUAUGGAUAGCAACGCGCGCGCACGACAUAUGUCGCACGUAUAAUGUUUACGCACAGGUCGUUGCAGCUGUGCAGAGUUAUGAGUCCUACUGCAUUUGUUUUCUAUGUGUGCAUAUUCACGAGUCAAUGCAGCGGCCUGUUCAUGUUUUUAUGCGGGUCGCUGGUGGUAUCCAUAUACUUGCAAGCAUUCCUAGCGUCUUGAAGUGCAUAUUUUGUAAUGUACAUGUCAAUCUUUUAAUCGUGAAGCGCUAAUUAAUGCUCACGUUAAAUUAAAAUAAUAAUCAUAGCGCAACGAA